AUGGACAUCAACCUCCUUCUUGAACCUCGUGGUUCCGAGUCCCCGGCAAGCAAGAAGAGCUCAGCCUCAGUAGCUUCCAACUCAACUGCAGCGAGAACAUACACAACAGCCCCCUCGGCAUACAGCACAUCCCCGGCACAUGGAGCGUCACCCGCAUAUAUCAGUGGUUCACCUUCAUAUGCAACAGCGUCGCCUUAUGGUCCAAACCCCAUUUACCCAGCCCAGGCACCAACAUCAGCGCCUUCAGUCCCGGGAGCAAUGCUGGGUGGACCUGUGCUUCCAGCAAUCUCAGAGCUCCAGCGACACCCGGAUCCCUCGUCUCACCCUCAAUUUCGUCAGCUCUAUACCGGGCCUCCUGGUCCUGGAUCUAUUCACCACGGCCCAUCUGGCUCGAAUCGAUCUCCACCCCACCAAGUUAUUAAGAGACAAGCUUCUCAGACCCCUCUCCCAGACGAAAGUCCAGCUAAGAAACAGUCGAAAUGGACGCCCGAAGAAGACAAUCUUACCAUCGAGUUGCGUGGGCAAGGCAUGAAAUGGGACGAUAUCGCAAAACGCCUUCCCGGACGAAGCUCCAUCUCCUGCCGACUGCGCUACCAGAACUACUUGGAAAAGCGAGCUAUCUGGGACGAGGAAAAGAAGAACAAGCUGGCGAGGCUAUAUGCUCGCUUCAAGGACCAAAUGUGGCAGAAGGUGGCCACAGAGAUGGGUAUCCCUUGGCGAUCGGCUGAGUCUAUGCACUGGCAGCUGGGCGAGCAAGAGAUGAGCGCGCGCGCUAAUGCUCCGGUCUUCCAACUCCACCCGUCUGCGACAUCGAACAGCUCUCCUUCUCCAAACGCCGCUAUACCCGCACCCGUACCCGCGCCUACCUCGCACGGCUUUACGCCUGCAAACGCUGGGCAGUUGAUGCAUAAUCCUCCACCAGUAUCUGCGCAGCAAUACCAGUCCACUCCUCCGCCUUCACAACAAGGUCCAGUCCAGUCUUUUCACCAACGUACCGACAGCGGGUCGAGCCAGGGCCGACGUAGGAACGACUCGUUUAGCCGCCGACGCGCAAACACAUUUUCAAGAUCCAGUGUCCCACCUCAGCUCAGCCAUCCCCUGCCGCAAAUACACCCUGCUUCUGUGGAAGAUCUCGUGAGUGGGGCAAGGACAGCACCUGCACCAAUGAUGCAGUCCGACAUCAAGAGAGAGGGCUUCAGUUACAUUGAACCAUAUCAAAAGAGGUGGGAGGGUGGUGCCACAGGCCCGUCUCGGUCUGAUCUAGAUACACGCAGUCAGGGUGGCCGAAGUCCGGACAGACUAUCACAGCAUAGUGCGACGGGCAGCAUCAAGAGCUUCAAGAGAGAGUCCGGCGAGUUUGAGCGACCGGCCACGACUGCUCUACCUUCGCCGCCUGUUCCUGUAGCUCCCUGA
Ascochyta rabiei is the source of this 1413-nucleotide messenger RNA. RefSeq lists its product as uncharacterized. The coding region runs from base 1 to 1413 and encodes 470 amino acids. Gene Ontology annotation, molecular function: DNA-binding transcription factor activity, RNA polymerase II-specific; RNA polymerase II cis-regulatory region sequence-specific DNA binding. The record is from RefSeq and is a predicted model, not a curated record. Gene Ontology annotation, biological process: regulation of DNA-templated transcription. Lineage: Eukaryota; Fungi; Ascomycota; Dothideomycetes; Pleosporales; Didymellaceae. The transcript has 2 exons. Gene Ontology annotation, cellular component: nucleus.